This is a messenger RNA of Pseudogymnoascus destructans, 1219 nucleotides long. RefSeq lists its product as uncharacterized. Gene Ontology annotation, cellular component: RNA polymerase II transcription regulator complex. Lineage: Eukaryota; Fungi; Ascomycota; Leotiomycetes; Thelebolales; Thelebolaceae. Gene Ontology annotation, molecular function: DNA-binding transcription activator activity, RNA polymerase II-specific; transcription cis-regulatory region binding. The coding region runs from base 608 to 1219 and encodes 203 amino acids. The transcript is spliced from 2 exons. The record is from RefSeq and is a predicted model, not a curated record.
GCUUGCUUUGCUUUGUUUUAGCUAUGGCUGGGUUUUAACCAGGGGAGAGGUUUCACUUUUGAGUAUUGUAUUAGUCAAGUCGGAGGGAGAUGAGUGGGAGUAUUUGUUUGUGUUGUAGGGUAUGAGGGCAGUUAUAGUUCUCAUAUACUUGAGUAUCCAGCGCGCGUGAAUGAGAAGGAAGAAGGAGAGCUUCACGCAUGCACACAUAUCAGUCGCAUCACCCCUCUCCUACCACCCUCCCCCGACCGAUCCUCGGUACACCGGCCCCUUACCACCAUCCAAUCCCCACCCCUCCCUUCAAAUCCCCGCAAGGCGAAUCUGGUGUCUUGUCUUUGUCUUUGUCUUGCUUUGACGCUGGAUGGAGGGGAGAGUUGAUGAAGAGGAUGAGGUAAGUCCGCGGAGAUGGCAGCGUGAGAGUGAAUCGAGCAUAUUCUGGCCUUUGGAUAUAUUACCAUCCCUCCGCGCGAGUAAGUCGUCUCAUCAUGUCAUGUCCGCGUCUCCCUCUCCUAACCUCAAACCUCGCCGCCUGGAAACAAACAUCCCCAGUCCAUCCCACAGACUUGAUAUCAGACCUCACUCACUAUAGCGCCUUCGCAGCGCCACCAAUAUGACCAGUCCCUCCUCCACAGCGUCGAGUCCUAUACCGGGGGACGCAUAUUUCGCGGACCUGUACCCCCUUGCCUCGCCUGUUCACUCGCGCUCGCCGUCGCCGAUCUGUUCACCUCCCUCUGCUCCUCGUCCUCCUCCUGCUGCAUCUGGGAAAUUGAAUCAUGAUCAGCAUAACCCCAACCAGCCGCUUCACAACACGCACAGCCAGAGCCACACGCACACCCACAGACCACCACCCUACCGCCCGCGCCUAGACUUCGCGUCACCGAAAUGGGGGGCGUACAGACCGAGUCUGUCCUUCUUGCCCUCUGGGGGCACGAGUCCCGCCAGUGUGAGCGCGAGUACAAGUACGAGCCCUUUGACGCCGGAGAGCCCUGUUGGAGGGAGCGGAGGCGAGGGGGAGAAAUACACGCUGUUGAAGGAGGAGGAGAGGGGUUUUGGGGGGGAGAGGGUUAGUGCGCAGAAAAUGAAGAGACGAGCACAGAAUCGCGCCGCGCAGCGGGCGUUUAGGGCGAGGCAGACGGAGAGAGUGGCGGAGCUGGAGAGGGAAGUGGAGGGGUUGAGGAGGGAGUUGGAGGUUUUGAGGGGGGGGUUAGGGGGAAGGGGGUAA